Molecule: messenger RNA, 2739 nt
Organism: Pocillopora damicornis (cauliflower coral)
Lineage: Eukaryota; Metazoa; Cnidaria; Anthozoa; Scleractinia; Pocilloporidae
Product: endothelin-converting enzyme 1
Biological process (GO): protein processing
Cellular component (GO): plasma membrane
Molecular function (GO): metalloendopeptidase activity
Source: RefSeq, a predicted model, not a curated record
UCCGGCGGUGCGUAUCGCGUGGUAAUUAUUAGUUGUCUUUGCGCCAGAAGGUGAAAGCGCAAAUUAUUCCGCCGUGUGUUAUCGGGAAGUUUUGUUGAUUGCUGACUCGCUGCUUUAUCACUUAACCAAAGAAAAACAGCAGUAUCGUGAAGCGCUUUGCUGUUCAGAAUGGGAAGAAUGGGAAACCCAGUGUCGGAUGACAGGGUCGAACUCGUCGAUGAUAAUGUUGGUAUAGGGUACCGCCUGCGUAAAUGUGGAAAGACUCGACUGGUGAUUAUAGCUGUUGUGGUGGCGGUUUUGGUUAUCGGUGGAAUUGUUGCAGCUGCUUACUUGCUUACGAGGCCACUCAUUUGCAAGACAGAGGAAUGUUACAAAAUCUCUAAAGUUAUCUCCAAUCAGAUCGACACAAGUAAAGAUCCAUGCGAUGAUUUUUAUGCAUACGCUUGUGGAGGAUUUAUCAAAACGCACCAGCUUAAGGGAAAUCAGAGUUCCGUAGGCGGCUUUACAAUCGUUAACGACGAUAACAUGAAAGUUUUACAACAAGCGAUGGUGAAUGCCACCACCAAAUACAACCAGAGCUCCUCCAUUUUGAAAACCGUCAAGAUUUAUAAUUCCUGCUUAAACACAUCUGCCAUUGAGAGUCGUGGAAAUUCGCCUUUAAAAAAAAUGAUAGAGGAUUAUGGUGGCUGGUCAGUGUCUGGAAAUGGAUUUAAUUCAUGGUCAGUGGAAGAAAAAAUGGGGCGAGUCUUGAGAGACUUGAACGUUCAGACACUGCUGCAGGUCACUGUAGGAACAGACUUAGAGGAUUCCAGUAAACAUAUUCUUAAUCUCAAUAUUGCCUCAUUAGGGAUGGGUUUUCAGUACUAUUUUGACCAGAAAGACAGCAGCGUAAAGGUCCGCACGGCGUACAAGACUUACAUGAAAACUAUUGCCAAGCUGCUUGGAGGAGGGCCUUCUUCAGAUUACAAGAUGGAUGCUAUAUAUGAUUUUGAGAGGAGCAUUGCUGAGUCAGUGGAUCCCGACACAGUGUCUGAAGAUAUAAUAGAAUCUCUUAUGGAGCAUCACAGAUCUGGGCGAUCCUUAGACGAAUUGGACAAGACAAUUGAAGACUUCUGGUUUGCCUCAGAUUUUGAUACAAUGUUCGUGACAACAUUUCUGGACGCGGCAUUUUAUAAGCAGGGAAAAUAUUUCAGUUUGAACGAUAAUAUCUAUUAUCCACAAGCAGAAGUUUAUACAAAAGUAUUCAAAGCGAUGGCAAAACAAUACCAUCAAACAGACAAACAAACCGUCAAGGAUUACAUCAUGUGGCGUGUGAUUGACAACUAUGUGAUGUCAAUGCCUGACAAGUUUGUGCAAGCGAAACUAAAAUACGCGCGAGCAGUGAGAGGACUGGUAGCAUACGAAAGAUGGUCUGAAUGUCUGGAAACCAUGAUAUCGCCAGUGGGCUUCACUUUAGGGCGUUUGUACGUCGACGCGAAUUUUGACGAAAGUACUAAAACAACGGUGAAGGACAUGACUACUCGUCUCCGCCAAAGUUUUAUUGAUAAUCUGGAUGACGCAGACUGGAUGGAUGACAGUACAAAACAAUCGGCUAAAGGAAAGGCGAAAGCAAUCCAAGAGGACAUCGGCUACCCCCCUUUCAUCAAAGACGACAAAAAACUCGACGAGCAGUACUCACUGCUGGAUGCAGGAGAUGAUUAUUUUGAAAACACCGUGUCAAUGAAGUAUAUGGUCGUACAAAAGAAUUUUGAUCUUCUUGGAAAACCAGUCGACAAGGACAUGUGGAUGCAAAGUCCUGCACAAGUAAAUGGAUAUUACAGUCCACAGCAAAACCGGAUAGUGUUUUUGGCUGGAAUUCUACAAUCUCCAUUUUACAGAAAGAAUUACCCAAAGUAUAUUGAUUACGGGUCAUUAGCAAUGGUCAUUGGACAUGAGAUCACCCAUGGAUUUGACAGCCAAGGGCGGCUUUAUGAUAAGAAUGGCAACGUGAAAAAUUGGUGGUCAUUGUCUUCGACUUACAGUUUUGAAAGCAAAGCCGAAUGUUUGGUGAAUCAGUACAACAACUAUGACGUGUUUGGGACAUAUAUAGAUGGUAAACAGACUUUGAAUGAGAACAUUGCUGACAAUGGUGGAAUAAAGCUUGCUUAUGAUGCAUAUGAGUCGUGGGUUAAAGACAAUAAAAAAGAAGGACAACUGCCUGACUUGGGUUUGAGUGUGGAUCAACUGUUUUUCAUAGGAUUUGCUACGCCUUGGUGUAGCGUAUACAAGAAAGAAGCAGCUCUUUUCCAAGUGGAGUCUGACGUACACUCGUUUCCAAAGUACAGGGUAAUUGGUCCACUAUCCAACUUCAAAACGUUUGCAGACGCUUACAGCUGCAAAAAAGGAAAGGAAAUGAACCCGAGACAGAAGUGCUCUGUGUGGUGAUCGGGUGAUAGCAGUUUAACCGGUUUAUUUUAUGUUUGAAAGCCGUUCUUAGAGUAAGUAGAAAAAUCUAAGCAAAAUGGUGCUACUUUUGCUUUUGAAAAAAACAGUAGUUUGUGCAGUUAAUAACUUGUUCAAUACUAACAUCAAGAGAGUAUGUAAAAAAUUAGAGCAGAACAUAUUUGUUUUCUUAACACCAAUAGUGUUUAGUGGAGCGAAUGUGUUGUAGAAGAAAUUUUAACGUGAUGUAAUCUUAUCGAUAGCUUCCAUGUUGCCCUAAAAGAGGCGAAUAAAAUUAAUUGUUAGUUAAUAGACUGU